UGGGAAGGAGAACCCUGGAGACUCGCGUGUGCAGAGGAAAAUAAGUACACAAUGUUUCCAUGAAAAGAGUCAAGGCUGACUUUGUAACCAAAGCGGAAUUAUAAGCAAACUCUUGAGUAAGAGAAACUGAAAUAUUCCACUCUCCAUCCUUCCUGGAUCCCAUCAUGAGCUACAGGAAGAUGGACAAGCAUGGAAGCCCACAGUAUUGCCGCCAUUUUCUGGCUGACAACAGCAUCUUCCAUGUUGAGCGAUGCAUGAGUGUGAUGCAGUCGGGGACUCAGAUGGUGAAGCUGAAGAACGGUUCUAAAGGUCUGGUCCGGCUCUUCUAUUUGGAUGAACACCGUUCCUGCAUCCGCUGGAGACCGUCUCGCAAGAGUGAGAAAGCCAAGAUCACCAUCGACUCACUCUACAAGGUCACAGAAGGUCGUCAGUCUGACAUUUUCCAUCGCCAUGCAGAAGGUACCUUUGAUCCAAGUUGUUGUUUCACUAUUUACCAUGGCAAUCAAAUGGAAUCCCUGGACUUGGUCACCUCUAAUUCAGAGGAAGCGAGGACAUGGGUGACUGGACUCCGAUAUCUGAUGGCCGGUAUCAGUGAUGAAGAUUCGCUAGCUAAGAGACAGCGCACACAUGACCAGUGGAUGAAGCAGACCUUCGAGGAGGCUGAUAAGAAUGGAGAUGGUCUUCUGAACAUUGAAGAGAUCUACCAGCUUUUACACAAGUUGAACGUCAACUUGCCUCGCAGAAAAGUCAAACAGAUGUUCCAGGAAGCAGACACUGAUGACCAACAGGGCACACUGACGUUUGAGGAGUUCACUGUCUUCUAUAAGAUGAUGUCGUUAAGGCGAGACCUCUAUCUGCUGCUCAUGUGUUUCAGUGAGAAGAAGGAUCACCUGACCGCAGAGGAACUUGGCAACUUUCUGUGUAUGGAGCAAAAGAUGUCCAAUGUGACCCCUGAGUACUGUCUGGACAUAAUCAAUAAGUUUGAAGUCUCUGAGGAGAACAAGCAGAAUGGAGUUCUUGGAAUUGAAGGGUUCACCAACUACAUGCGGAGCCCAGUCUGUGAUGUGUUCAACCCUCAGCACAAUGAGGUCAAUCAAGACAUGGAUCAGCCUCUGUGUAACUAUUUCAUAGCCUCUUCCCACAACACCUACCUGACUGGAGAUCAGCUGCUGUCCCACUCCAAGACGGACAUGUAUGCUUGGGUCCUGCAGGCCGGCUGCCGCUGUGUGGAGGUGGACUGUUGGGAUGGGCCAGACGGGGAGCCUAUGGUCCAACACGGUUACACUCUGACCUCCAAGAUCACCUUUAAAUCUGUCAUUGAGACCAUCAACAAAUACGCCUUUGUAAACAAUGAGUUCCCUGUGAUCCUGUCCAUAGAGAAUCACUGCAGCAUUCAGCAGCAGAAGAAGAUAGCUCAGCACCUGAAAGAGAUCUUCGGAGACAAGCUGGAUGUGGUGGAGGCUCUGAACAAAGACCCAAAGCAGCUCCCCAGUCCGAACUCCCUGAAGGGCAAGCUACUUAUAAAGGGGAAGCGUCUUCCUCUGUACUUGUCUGCAGAUGCUGAAGAGGGUGAGGUGUCUGAUGACGACAGUGCUGAUGAGAUUGAAGAUGACUUCAAGCUGAAGAAUAGCAUGUCCAAUGGGUCCAGUCAGCAGCAGGUGGAGUCCCACAUCAGGAAGAAACUAGACUCACUGAUGAAAGAGUCUCAAAUCGGGGACAAAGAGGACACGGACAGUUUCUCUAUCCGAGCGCUGCUCCGUGCCACCCAUGAGGGCAUCCAAAGAAACCUGCGCAAGAAUUCCAAAGAUGGAAUGAAGAAAUCCCAGAGCCGCUCCUUCAUUAGCAACCUGAAACACAAGAGGCACUCCAAAUCAAGGCUGAAAUGUCAGAGUGUUGAGACAGACGAUGACGGGCAGCAGGAGCCAUCAGGUGGACAGUUUAACAGAGGUGGAAGGAGAAGGAAAACGAUAAAGCUGAGUAGAGAUCUAUCAGAUCUGGUGGUGCUCACCAACUCUGUGGCCUCUCAGGAGUGUUUAGAUGAGGGAUCGCCCUAUAAUGUUCUGUCGUUUAGUGAGACACGAGCUCAGCACCCCUUGCACCAUCGAUCUGAGCGCUUCUUGACUUUCAACCAACGACAGCUCUCUCGGAUCUAUCCCUCUGCCUACCGGAUCGACUCCAGUAACUUUAACCCACAGACGUACUGGAAUGUGGGAUGCCAACUAGUGGCUUUAAACUACCAGACUGAUGGCCGUAUGAUGCAGCUGAACAGAGCCAAGUUCAUGGUGAAUGGAGUCAGUGGCUAUGUGCUCAAACCUGGCCCAAUGUGUAAAGGCUCCUUCAACCCACUGAAUGAUGAUCCGCUUCCUGCAAAUCCGAAGAAACAGUUGGUGAUAAAAAUCAUUAGUGGACAGCAGCUGCCCAAACCUCCCGAUUCAAUGCUGGGAGACCGUGGUGAGAUCAUUGAUCCCUUCGUUGAAGUGGAGAUUAUUGGUCUUCCGGUGGACUGCUGUAAAGAACAAACCAGAGUUGUGGAUGAUAAUGGAUUUAACCCUGUGUGGGAAGAGACUCUGUCUUUCACACUUCACAUGCCCGAGGUGGCUCUAGUACGCUUCUUGGUUUGGGAUCAUGACCCCAUUGGACGAGACUUUGUGGGCCAGAGAACCGUAGCUUUCAGCAGUCUUAUGCCAGGAUAUAGACACGUUUAUUUGGAAGGAAUGACAGAGGCAUCCAUUUUUGUCCAUAUCACAGUGCAUGACAUCUAUGGGAAG
Molecule: messenger RNA, 2768 nt
Organism: Sinocyclocheilus rhinocerous
Lineage: Eukaryota; Metazoa; Chordata; Actinopteri; Cypriniformes; Cyprinidae
Product: 1-phosphatidylinositol 4,5-bisphosphate phosphodiesterase eta-1-like
Exons: 21
Biological process (GO): release of sequestered calcium ion into cytosol; phosphatidylinositol-mediated signaling; phosphatidylinositol metabolic process
Cellular component (GO): cytoplasm
Molecular function (GO): phosphatidylinositol-4,5-bisphosphate phospholipase C activity; calcium ion binding
Source: RefSeq, a predicted model, not a curated record